Messenger RNA from Periophthalmus magnuspinnatus, 2385 nucleotides. It is a transcript of the gene serbp1a, whose product is annotated as SERPINE1 mRNA binding protein 1a. Gene Ontology annotation, molecular function: mRNA 3'-UTR binding. The transcript is spliced from 9 exons. The coding region runs from base 119 to 1288 and encodes 389 amino acids. The record is from RefSeq and is a predicted model, not a curated record. Gene Ontology annotation, cellular component: cytoplasm; nucleus. Lineage: Eukaryota; Metazoa; Chordata; Actinopteri; Gobiiformes; Gobiidae.
UCUAUCGCACCGGAAGAGAAGUCAGUCCUUUUCCCAGCCAUCUUGUGGCUUCAUCUAGCGAAGUGUUCGCACCAAGCCUCGUAGAAUCGGAGGAAAAUCCUGCUGAAGGGGCGCCAUCAUGCCCGGACAAAUGCAAGAAGGUUUUGGCUGUGCCAUAACCAAUCGGUACGACCAAUUAUUUGACGAUGAGUCGGAUCCGUACGAAACGUUACUGCAGGCCGAGGUCAAGAAGAAGAAGGAGGCUACUGCUCCUGCCGCCAAGACCGCAGCUCAGGCGGCCAAGCAGCCCAAAAAGGAGUCCCAGAAAGACAGAAAAGCCCCUCUGGCUGACAAGAAGGAAGACACGCAAGCCCCCGUCCCACUCAAGAAAGAUGGAGCUGGCAUGAGGAGAAUGGGCCGUAAGCCUGAAGGCGAAGGCUCCAGGCCCCAGGGCCAAAAUGAGGGCCGUCCUCCCACAGACAGAAGACCGCCGACUGAGAGGCGACCACCCCGCCGCUUUGAGAAACCCGCCGGAGAGGGAGGAGAGAAGCCUGAUGGAGGAGAAUUCUCUGUGGAAAAACCUGCAGGUGACCGGCCAAUGAGAGGCCGCGGAGGUGGCAGAGGAGGACGUGGGGGCAGAGGGCGUGGCAUGGGCCGCGGUGAUGGCUUUGAUUCCAGAGGAAAACGUGAAUUUGAUCGUCACAGCGGCAGCGACCGAUCUAGUCUGAAAGGUGAGGAGAAGCGUGGAGGAAGUGGAUCUCACAACUGGGGCACUGUCAAGGAUGAACUAAAUGAGCUCGACCAAUCAAACCUGACUGAGGAAAACCCUGAGGGAGAGGAGCAUCCACCUGCCGACUCUGAGAACAAGGAGAAUGAAGCAGAGGAGGUGAAGGAGGAGGGCCCUAAGGAAAUGACUCUGGACGAAUGGAAAGCAAUGCAGGACAAGGAACGUGCCAAAGUGGACUUCAACAUCCGCAAGGCCAACGAGGGAGCCGACUGGAACAAGGGCUUUGUGCUACACAAAUCUAAGGCUGAUAACAAGAAGGAAGAUUUGAUUGAGCAUGAAGGUGAUGAUAAGAUUGAGGAUGAGCACCACUUUAGAAAACCAGCCAAUGACAUCACGUCCAAGCUGGAGAUUAACUUUGGAGACCUGGGACGUCCCGGCCGUGGACGUGGAGGACCUCGUGGAGGCCGAGGUGGCAGGGGCCGUGGGGAAGCCACCAGGCCAGUCCGUGGAGGAAGGCCUGACAGGUCGUCUACUUCAGUGCCCAACGUGGACGACCCGGAGGCCUUCCCAGCCCUGGGUUAAGCCUCCCACAGGAGCAGCCUGAGCACCUCCACUACGAGGCUUGCAUGAUCCUGGAUCCUUCAGCAGAGUGAAAUGAUGGAUAAGACUGUCAUUAACUGUGGCACUCAAUGUGAGAACUGAGUUUUACAUAAUAAAAACAAAACGAAGAUGGAAAAAACAGAAAUUACAAAAAAAGUCAAAAAAGAAAAGGACUUCUUGCUACUCGGGAGCAGCUUUAUUGGUAGAGGUUUUGUAUUUGGAAACAAAGUAGCAGGGAUGUUUUCAUACAGUGUUCUUUUCAGAGGUUAUGCGUUGUCCAUUGAUGAAUUUUUGUAAUUGCUGCUUGAAAAUAUGCAUUUGAAAUGUAAGAGUAUUUUAAGCUGGGUGUGUGCCAUUGCUUUCUUGCUUUACAGUAGGCUCAGCCACACCAGGUGUUUCACUCAAUGAGAUUUAUGGAUUUUCUUUCUUUAGCACUGGGAAUAUUGUUUUAUAUUUUGUACAGGAGGUCUAUUCUUCUAUGAUCUUCAUCCUGUAAAGUGAACUAUUUUCAUAAAUUUAGACUUUCACAUGGUGCAAAAUGGGACUAACUUUGGUCUGACCAGGUGUUGCCUCCUUCUCAAUAGACUGCUGAAAUGACUCUGUAUUUUGGGGAUUUUCUACGGAAGUGUUCAUUGAGAACUUUAGGUCAUUUUUCAGGAUUAUGAGGUCAUAACUAAAUUUACAUUGAUCCUGAACACUGUCAGAUGAAUCAUCUCAAUGUUGGGGCUUUUAUGUCCUUUUUGGGUGACAUUACGGGUGCUAAUUUUCCCAGCUUCUCGUCAUCAGUGUAAGCAAGUGCAGUCAACUGCCUUGUCUUUGAAAUAGCUGGUGGUCAUUUCAUUGGUCCUUUCGAGACUUAUACACACUCCACUCUGUAUUUGGGCUCAGCUCCAUUGUGCUGCUGUGGUCUGCUCUUUGCUGGCAUUUUCUCAUUACUUUUACAUAGCCCUGUGGCCCUCUGCAUAAUCACUCUGAAAGAAGUGCAGUUGUUCAUUGUGUGAAACAGCUCAAGACUUGACAUUUGUGUGAAUCUAACCCUGCUAUUGGAGACCUCUGUCGGUAAAUAAAGGUGGUCGAUA